AUGGUUGAUAAAUAUUCUUUAUCAUCAAUUAAAUUAGAUAAAUUAAUAUCACAUAGAAAUGAAGAAUUAAUUGAAAACAAUUUCGAUAUUGAUAAAAAAUGUUUUUACAUGAAAACAGUUGACAUAACAUCUCGUCUUGGACAAUUUGCUUGGCGACAAAUAACACCUUCAACAAUUCUAUUACCUGUCAUAUUUAGACAUACCUUCCAAUAA
Rotaria sordida is the source of this 213-nucleotide messenger RNA. The record is from the annotation of a GenBank genome assembly. NCBI's taxonomy places the organism in Eukaryota, Metazoa, Rotifera, Eurotatoria, Philodinida, Philodinidae.